UGCUGUAGGGAGUCCCGGUCCAUGUCCGCUACCGGCAGCGUUGCUGUAGCUGGGGCCACGCGGAAACCAGGCGCGGGGGUCCCGGCGCAGAGACGGGGAAAAGUCCACGGCAAGGGUGAUCUUCAUAGAAACCACUAAAGACUUCAGAGAACUCAUUUUAGGCAAAAUAAGUGAAAUAAGUUGUUCUGAUAAAAUGGAUCCUUGUUCAGUUGGAGUUCAGCUUCAAACUGCCAAUGAAUGCCAUAAGACCUAUUAUACCCGUCACACUGGCUUCAAGACUAAAGAUGAUAUAUCUUCAUUUGAUCUACUGUUGCUUCAGCUUAGGACUGGAAUGACCCUUUCAGAGAACGACACUAUCUGCUUUCAUCAUGCAAAAAUUUACAUUGAAAGGUUUGAAGACUUACAAAAGUCAUGCUUUGAUCCCUUUAAUAUGCACAGAAAACUAUCAAAGAAAAACUUGCGCGCCAUUGACCUGCAUGACGCGACUUUUCUAACUGCCAAGUUCGGAAGACAGUUUGUACCUGGUUGGAAGCUUUGUCCCAAAUGUAUGCAGGUAAUAAAUGGGAGCGUGGAUGUCGAAGCUGAAGAACGCCAAAGAAGAAAGCUUGAUUCAGACGGGCGUACAGCUAAGGCUUUGAAGUCUCUGCAGUUUGCUAACCCAGGACGACAGACUGAAUUCACUCCUGAGACCAGUAAGAGGGAAAAAAGAAGGCUGCAAACAAAAAAUCCAUCAUUUAACUCUGACAGGCAAGUUAUACCAGCCAAGAGUAAAGUCUACGAUAGCCAGGGACUACUUCUUUACAAUGGGAUGGACCUCUGUGACUGUCUUGAUGAAGAUUGCCUGGGAUGUUUCUAUGCUUGCCCCAAGUGCGGCUCCAACAAAUGUGGCACUGAAUGUCGCUGCGACCGCAAAUGGCUCUAUGAGCAAAUUGAGAUAGAAGGAGGAGAAAUCAUUCGUAAUAAGCACCUUGGUUAGUGCACAUGCUCUUAUUGUUUUUAUUUAAGCCUGGAUGUAUGUUCCACUCUUAAACAACAUCUGUCAUUUAGUUGUUUGAUGAAAACCAUAGUAACUAAUUGUGAGUUGUGAUAAAUGUGCUUCCACAUUCCAUCUCAGUACGAUUAAGGAAAUAUUCUUAAUCCUACUACUUGUUGUCACACUUCAUUCUGUGUUGUACUGCCUUGUUAGUCACUUCAGUUUUCAUUUAUGAAUGUUGCACUGCAAUGAAGAGCUAUAUUUCCACGUGGCUUACCAUUGUCCACUCACCAUCAUUCCACAUAGCGUUCUGUUGAGUAUACCAUCUCCCUGUAUCCCUCAUUUUUUAGUUGCAUGGUCUUGAAUUAUUUUAUGUGAAACACUUUUGCGUUGUUAUUAAUGAAGCUACAUCCAGUAUUAACAAAGAUUUCUCCAGUAUUAACAGUGAAUGCUGCAUCUUCUAUAAAUUAUCACAGCUACCUCUGAUAAAUUCAGUCCUUUUCACUUAGCUUUAUUCAAAGGAGUACGAAUCCCACCUGAGUUACUGGGAUUUGGGAUCCAGUUAUCCUUAUGAAUUCAAAAAUGUCACUGUUUGGAGUGUUAUUAAGCUGUCAAGAUGCUAAAAUAUACAUAGAAGUAUUUCACUGUGGUAGCAUUUGGUUGCCUUCUUUUAACAGUUGAAAUAAUCGUGCUGUAUAUCUUAUGGUGUGUAAUUGGAUAAGUACUUCACAGCCCUCUCCCCUCUCUUUCUUUCUGCUUGUUUUCAAGGUAAAGGUUUACAUGCAGCUGAAAUGAAUUCAACUGUCUGUUCCCAAACUAAGAAUACCCAGACUGCUACAAAAAACAGUUGAACUGAAAGUUUUGGUUGAUAAAAAAAUGUUUCUCCUCAGCAAGUUUAAAUUUUGCUGAAUUACGAGAUUUAUGGAAACAAGACCUUGCAAUUGAACUGUUAGUUAACAUUUAAUGCGUUAUUCUCUGGUAUUUUUGUGCUGCGUUAAAAACAUAUUUUCUGCAGCCCUGACAGACUCAGAAGAUCUGUAUGUUUGUUAAAUCACAUUUACUCAAGAAUGCUGUUAACCGUUGCUUUCUGGAACUUUCAUGUGAUCACUUUGUAUCAUCUUGCUAUUCGUUCAGAGUGUGUAUUGUUUAAGUUCUUGAAGGUUGACGCUGUUAAAACGCAGUUGCGCUUUGUGUUGUACUGACAUCUGCUGGUCCUAGCCAAGCAGAAGCAUGGAUUUAAUCUACCUUGUUGCUGUUAGAUCCUCUUCAAAAAUAAAAGGUCUUUCUGUUGUUCAACCAGAA
Coturnix japonica (Japanese quail) is the source of this 2275-nucleotide messenger RNA. RefSeq names its product ARF like GTPase 14 effector protein (gene ARL14EP). Gene Ontology annotation, cellular component: intracellular membrane-bounded organelle. Lineage: Eukaryota; Metazoa; Chordata; Aves; Galliformes; Phasianidae. The record is from RefSeq and is a predicted model, not a curated record.